GCGUGUGGCAGUUCACUCAUACAACAACAGCUCGAACAGAAUAUCAUCACUUUCGCAGUAAGAGGAGAAGAGUAUUUUAAUUACACCGAGAUGUCGUCUUUUGGAAAGGUAAGCAAUAAUAACGUACUGUGUGUACUUUGCUAUAUAUGUAUAGACAGAUUCAUAAUGUCAAUAUCCGUAAAGUACAUGACAUUCAGUUUAUUAUCAACUAUUAACUCGUAACUCAAUAUAUUACAAUAUGCACGAUGCCAAUGGUGUCAUUUUAAACAGUUUUGUUCUCAUGAGAUACAUUACAUUGGAGAAUUUAUAUCAAUUUCCUAAAAUCUAGUCUACCCUAGACUCUACCGCGAUCUUUAGUUUUUGAGAAUAUCUGAUUAAGUUCUUGAUCAAGUUUUUGAAUAUUUUUCGGUAGUUCAGACACAAACUGGUGGACUACAGAAGCUUCACAUUUCCUUUACUGCAUGGCUUCAGUCUUCACUGAAUUACCCCAUGCCGUUCGAGCCGCAAUUAGAUAGGGCUAAUUAACAAAAUAUUUUAUCAUAUUUAUUGAACGUUUACGAAUUGUUUGACAAAUUUUAAACGUUUAUUUCCAGCUUUAAGGCAGCACUUCACUUGCGGUAGUAAUUACUAGUUAACAAGAUAUUUUAUCAUAUUUAUUGAACGUUUACGAAUUGUUUGACAAUUUUUUGUUUAUUUGCAUAGGAACAAUCUAUGUUCACAUUGAAGUCAUAUAAUCAUUCCCUCUUAUUACAAAUUGAAGACAACGGCAUACUUGCAGCCACAGCAGAUCCGUUCGAGUCAUUAGGACGGCCAAAUGGUUAGUAUAUUGAUCAAAUAUAUACAAUGUGUAUAUGAUACUAUCAAAUACCUGAACAGCAUUCCUUAACCCACUAGCUGGCAUAUCCCAACUAUACAAGCAUAUAUAUUGUAAUAUUGGGUUUGUCAAGAUGUUUUCAUUUUUCGGUUUUUGUUUUAUAUUUCAUAUCCGGACUAAGCCUGAUUUGUUUUCUUUUUAAAUGCAGACGCAUUCGUUAGGGCAGCUAGCGCAUUCGUUUCUUCCUAUAGUCCUACGGACUCGUGACAUUUAUGUGAAAAGAGUCAGUAUGUAGUUGCAUUUUUUUCGAUGGUUAUAGGUCUAAUAAACGGUCCCUUACAAAUCCUUUAAACAAUCAAGAUUUAUUAGGUCCAAUCCCGCAAUCCGAGACGGAAUUAGAAUUUAGCGGUUUGAAAAAACAAUGCUACAAUCAAUGCAAGACUUGCUUGUUUGUGAUAUACUUAGCAAUGAAAAAUCAACCUCCCCCUUCCCCCCUUUACAAUGCUCUUGUGGUUAAUAUAUUUGCUUGUGUCAUUACUUGACCAACACAAAUAUGCACCAAUACAACAUUGAAAGGGGGGAGGGGGGUCUUGUACUCUUGUUUAAGUUGAAAAGCAAGAAGUACAUGCAAUCAAGCUCUUCGUUCCACAACAUCUGACCAGAUUGUAGUUUUCCAAAGAAAUGUAACAUUUUCCAAUAUUGUCUUUCACCGUUCCAUUUGGUUGAACGACAGAAUACAGGAAUGUAUGACAUGCAUUUUUGGAAUAUAUCGCGUUUCCAGCGUUGUAACAUAUUUAGAAUGUUUCAAAUAACAUUAAAGAACUCAUUAAUAAUUCAGGAGCAAAACACAAAGAAAAAUCAUAAGUGUGUCGUGGUUUUAUAUGUGAUAAAAAAUCAUGUUAAUUUACAUAAACUUUAGCUUUGAUUUUCUCGGCUUAGACAAAGUUUAUUUAAAAAAUUACUUCGCCAAUGAACUCGUAUAAGAUGAGUCGUUUUUUAAGCUAUUUCAAAGCACUUGUAGUCGUGUUUUAUCACAUAUAAAACACUCCGCUACGCGUCGUGUUUUAUAUGUGAUAAAACACUCCUGCUCUCGUUUUAAAUAGUACACAACAUUUUAUAAAUAUUUUCAACAAUUAUACCAUUAAAUUCAUCAUAGAUAAUCAUUAUUAAAUAAUUACGCAAAUACCAUUAAAUUCAUCAAAGAUAAUGAUUAUAUAUAAUAGCAAUUAACUGUUAUUUAAUUUAUUUAUUUCUUAACUAAAUUUGCAUGCAUGCAUGACUGAAUUCGAAUUGUGAUGCUGACUCAUGAGGUGUGUUUGAGCAACGUUUUCUAUACUUAAUAAUAAUGGAUACUGGAGUAAGCAAUAUGAUAUAUUUCCACCAGAAAAUGUUCCACUCACUUAUUUCUCUAUUUCACAGUGUAUUUCUAUGUGGAAACUGCAGCUGAUUUGGAACUAGACAGAUUACAAUAUCAAUUCAAACCGUACAGCCAGUCUGACAAAUAUAUUGCUGUUAUCAAUGGUGAAAUUGCUUUAAAGGUUGGUAUUACACAUUGCAGAAUGCUUCACUUAAUUCACAUCAAAGCUUCCCUUCUGUAGUAGCACUGGACCGAUGAGAUAGCCUUCCUUGGUUCUCUAUAUGGAGAUUAUUUCAGAAAUGAUGAAGUGUCCAGCAUAAAUAAAAUUACUAAGUUAGUUUAGUUUAUGUUUCCUCUGAGGAAACAUAAAUUCCUCCUGUAGUAACCGUAUGGACCAAUUAAUUAAGGAUGAUCCUUACUGGACCUCUAGGGAGAACAGUUUAGAACUGAUAGAGCUAGUGCUACCCAGUAUAAAUAAAGUUAGUUUAGUUUAAGUUUCCUCCUGUAGUAACACUGCAUGGAUCAAUAAGAGAUUACCCUUACUGGACCUCUAUAGGAAGAACAGUUUAGAACUGAUAAACUGAGCUAUCCAGUACAAAUAAAGUUAGUUAGUUUAAGUUUCCUCCUGUAGUAACACUGGAUCAAUAAGAGUACUCGUACUGGACCUCUAGGAAGAACAGUUUAGAACUAUAUAGUGAUAGAUCUAUCCAGUGUGAAUAAAGUUAGUUUGGUUUAGGUUUCCUCUUGUAGUAACACUGCAUGGAUCAAUGAGAGAUGAUCCUUACUGGACCUCUAGGAAGAACAGUUUAGAACUGAUAGAGCUAUCCAGUAUAAAUAAAGUUAGUUCAGUUUAGGUUUCCUCUUGUAGUAACACUGCAUAGAUCAAUAAGAGAUGAUUCUUACUGGACCUCUAGGAAGAACAGUUUAGAACUGAUAGAGCUAUCCAGUAUAAAUAAAGUUAGUUCAGUUUAGGUUUCCUCCUGUAGUAACACUAGAUAAAUAAGAGGUGAUCCAAACUGGACUUCUAGAAAGAACAUUUUACAACUGAUAGAGCUAUCCAGUAUAAAUAAAGUCGGUUGAAGCUAUAAAGAAAUCAAUAUACUGAUUUCAUUUUUCUCUCAACUUCAGACAAAAAGCGAGUGCACGGAAUCAGAAAGGUCAUUUUACAUUCAUCACGAAAAUGGAGAUUACAUGAGCUUCUUUGUUUACACGGCGGGGACCACGUAUUACCUGUUCUGUGAAUAUAAUGGAUUACUUGGUGCCUCUAGGACAAAACCAGAGAGAGCAGCGUGGUUUCACAUGCUGCCGAAAGAUCAGGAAACUGUCCUUUUCGAGAGCAAAGAAUUAUUAUUUGCAACCAAUUCAUUCAUAGACAUAAUGACCGAAAUCACGUUAGUUGAAGAGUAGCCUGAAAAAAACCAAGAUAUUUUUAUACUAAAUGAUAAAUUUUAUACAUAUUUUAUGGCAUUAUUUUAUAAAUAGGAUUACACAAAAAAUAUACGUCAUGGAGUAUUAUAUAGUAUAGGGAAAUUGUAAAUAGUUCUGUAUUUAUUAAAGUUUGAAGAAAGG
This is a messenger RNA of Paramuricea clavata, 3740 nucleotides long. Lineage: Eukaryota; Metazoa; Cnidaria; Anthozoa; Malacalcyonacea; Plexauridae. The record is from the annotation of a GenBank genome assembly.